Molecule: messenger RNA, 3104 nt
Organism: Leguminivora glycinivorella
Lineage: Eukaryota; Metazoa; Arthropoda; Insecta; Lepidoptera; Tortricidae
Product: protein toll-like
Exons: 6
Coding region: 233-2602 (789 amino acids)
Molecular function (GO): protein binding
Source: RefSeq, a predicted model, not a curated record
GCGGUAUCCGUGAACUAUCUCGAAGGUCAUUAUUUACGAUCGGAUUUUGUAGUUCGCUCAGGAACAGCGUUAACAAGUGGACUUUGGAAUCUCUUCCGGACUAUGUUCAAUUGUUCCAGUGGUUUUUCAUAGACAGUGCUUGGAUGAUUGUUUAUUUAGAGAUGCCAAUAUGGCCUCGACACGAAUGUCUUCUAAUGACUAUGACUGAGGACAAGUAAGAGUUAAAUCGAGGAUGGGGUACAAAUGGACGUGCGUGUUCGCGGCGGUGCUGCAAAUAAUUGGAGCAGCACGGCCGACAUGUCCGAGCGACCCCAACUGCGUUUGCGGCGGCACGCUCGCCGUCGAACUCAAUUGCAAUGUCGAUGGUCGGACCAUCAAAAUAAAUUUAUUGCCGGAUAUAUAUAUCAACAUCAAAUGUGAGAACGCAUCUUCUCUAGACUACACCAAGUUGCCAAGAUGCGCUAGUCCUCAAAGCUCUUUUAAAUCUGUCAGUUUCAAAGACUGUCCAUUACCGGCCACGUCAUUCAAAGACGUUUUAACGAGUUUGGGUGUUUCAAAAACUAUGGCAUUAAUAUUCCAAAAUACUAAAAACUUAUCCGGUUUCUUUGACAGAAAGCACUUUGCAGGAUUACAAGACUUGACGAAACUAUUACUGUCGGUCAAUGGGAAUACGCAACUUCCCGACAAUCUGUUUAUGGAUAUUAACAAUUUAACUUGGCUGAACAUCAGAUCGAACAGCAUUUACCUUUCGGAGAAUCUGCUUAAACCACUUGAAAGGUUGGAAACCCUGGAAAUAAGCCAUAACCACAUGACUAAUAUAUCAUCAAAUAUGUUUUCCCAUUUGUCUUUUCUGAGAAAACUUUCACUGUGGCAGAGUAAUGUCACAUGGUUUUCAAAAGACUUCUUCACAGGAGUUAACGUCCUAGAAGAGCUCGAUCUCAGUUCGAACGGUUUAAAUGAGCUGCCGGCUCCGAUUUUCAAACCGCUGAGGAAACUCAAAAAGUUAACCCUGUUUUCAAACAAGUUUUCGUCACUUCCUCGAAAUCUUUUCAAAAGCAACAGAGAGUUAGAAACUGUCAUUAUUCUCAAUAACGACGUGACACUGAAAGAGUUGCCAAAGUAUUUGUUUGGGAGUUUAACGAAUUUAAAGCAAGUGUACGUUCAAAGAUGUGGUUUGAUGACUGUACCAUACGAUUUGUUUGUUGAUUCUCCCAAUAUAACGAAUAUAUCGUUAGCAUACAACAAUCUCAAGGCAUUGCCUGAAGCUAUCUUCAAUGACCAGAUUAAUCUACUAGAGUUAGAUUUGAGCCAUAACAAUCUAAAGGAUUUGGAACCGAAACUAUUCUCGUCUUUAGUACGAUUGGAAACGCUGAACUUGGAUUAUAAUAAUUUAGUGGAAAUUUCUGGCUCAACGUUUUCGUCAUUGUUAAGUCUUAUGUACUUAAGCGUCGAGCACAAUAACCUGAAAACUGUUUCGUCAUAUUUAUUCAGCAACAGCAAACAGAGAAUGUACAUAUCCCUUGCAUAUAAUAAUCUAAAUUUUGAAAACAAAGGGUUGGACAAUAAUACAAGGCCCGCAGAGCCAGUCCUCUUAUCCCCUUUCAGUAACACAUACAGUUUAAGGGUAUUAAACCUGAGUCAUAAUGAAUUUAAAAACACUUUCGUCGAUUGGUUUGCAAAUGGACACGACACAUUAGACAUACGAUAUAACGAGAUCUCUAUACUAAUGGAUAAAGGAAUUGAUCUAAUGCCGAUAAAAAAACGACAUCUGAAUCAAGGUCAUUCAUACCACCACGUUCUAGUCGCAAAUAAUCCUAUCACUUGCGAUUGUCACACCUGGUACCUCAUAAAAUAUAUGGAAGAUCGACAUUUCAAGUGGGACGAUAAGGCUGCUUUGCGAUGUCCACGCUGGAGCAAAUUGUGCCAGAGAAAUGAAGAAGUCCUUUACGCAGUGUGUGUUCUUGUUGCAUUCGUUUUUAUAACUGGAGCAAUAGGUUUUCACUUUUACCGAAGAAGACUUUACCAUGUUACAAAAACCACUAUUCGCAAAGCAUUGGACUCUACUGUACCAAAACCUAGACAGCUACAUUUAACUAUAAAAUGCGUCAAAGAAGAUAACGAAUUUGUGCUCACAAAUAUUGUACCUGUUUUGAAUGCGUAUCAUAAUAUUACCACAGAAGUUAUUUAUCCCCAUAACUGUAAAAAAACGAACACUGAAAAAUAUAUAACAGGUGAUUCAAAAGAAAAGCGCAUUACUCUCGUGGUGUUUUCGCCCAACUACUUGACAUCUGCUUAUCGCGAUGUGAACAUAAAGAAAAUUCGUGGCGAAAUAUUAAAGACGCGGAACACAAUUUAUGUAUUCGUGGAUAUUGGUCCAGAAAAUUCAAUAUACGCAUUUCUAAAGGAGCAGAGAGAUUACCGUACUACAAUUUUGUGGAAUGAUUCGAAGUUUUGGCAAAAUUUGUUAGUGUUAGUGAAGUAUAAUAAACGCAGUAAGCAAGCCGCUCGUGAACGCCCCGCCAGCUCUGUAAAUGCUGAUGUUACUCGACUUGGAUGCCCUCACUUAUACGAAAUUGACCCAGUUGCUCACAGUCAAGUUUAGUUAAAUCUGUUUUUAAUUUAGUGAGGUAAAGACUGAUCUCUGUCAUGUUGAAAACCAUUGUCAUAAUUUUAUUUCCAUUUAAAUCAUUGUAGAUUCAUACAAAAGAACGUACGUUAUAAUUUUUACAACUAUGCAUGUUGGUAUAGUUAGAAUUCAAAUUAAAUUAUAGAUAUUGUUUUAGUUAUGAAAUUAUUGUGAAAAUGCAUGUGAAGUAAUUUUUUACGGAGAUAUUUUAUCUUGUAAAAAUUAAUGAUAAGGAUGAUUGUUGAAUAACCUGUGUAUGUAGGUAAACCUACUAUUUGUUAGAUGUAUUAUGCUUCAACUUCGAUUAUAAGUGGAUUGAUCAACAACACGAUACGAUCCCUCAGACGUAAAGUCCUGUUUCGUUAAAUGGUAAGCAUACAUUUUGUGAAAAAUACUCAUUAAAUAUUAAGUUUCGAGGAAACUGUAUAUUGCUAAGAACUGUAAACCACAGUUUGUAUUUAAAUAAAAAUAAAAGUUA